This is a messenger RNA of Cornus florida, 990 nucleotides long. RefSeq names its product ubiquitin-conjugating enzyme E2 10. The transcript has 5 exons. Gene Ontology annotation, biological process: protein polyubiquitination. The record is from RefSeq and is a predicted model, not a curated record. Gene Ontology annotation, cellular component: nucleus. Gene Ontology annotation, molecular function: ubiquitin conjugating enzyme activity. Bases 259 to 705 code for a protein of 148 amino acids. Lineage: Eukaryota; Viridiplantae; Streptophyta; Magnoliopsida; Cornales; Cornaceae.
CGAAUGCAGUCGAAACUGGAAAGAUAUCAGAGUUGUAGAGAGAGAGAGAGAGAGAGAGCAGGCGAUUUUAUAGAAGUCGUCUCCAUACAGAAUCACCAUUUCCUCCGCCUUUCCUUCUCCUUCCACCGGGAAAAGGAAAAUAAAGUCCCUCCGAAGAACCAAAAGACAGAGGGAGGAUCUGAUCUGAUCUGAUCUAAUCUAAUCCUCCUCGGGUACAAUUUUCAUUCCUUGCGGCUCUCUCUCUCUCUGUGUCUCGCUAUGGCUUCUAAGCGGAUCUUGAAGGAACUCAAGGAUCUCCAGAAGGAUCCUCCUACAUCUUGCAGCGCUGGUCCAGUGGCCGAGGACAUGUUUCACUGGCAAGCAACAAUUAUGGGUCCUCCAGACAGUCCUUAUGCUGGUGGAGUUUUCUUAGUUACCAUCCAUUUUCCUCCAGAUUAUCCAUUCAAGCCACCUAAGGUGGCAUUUAGGACGAAGGUUUUCCACCCAAAUAUAAACAGCAAUGGAAGCAUAUGCCUUGACAUUUUGAAGGAACAAUGGAGCCCUGCGCUAACCAUUUCCAAGGUAUUACUCUCUAUCUGUUCUUUGUUGACGGACCCGAAUCCAGAUGAUCCCCUGGUGCCAGAGAUUGCUCAUAUGUACAAGACUGACAAGAACAAGUAUGAGACAACUGCAAGGAGCUGGACCCAGAAGUAUGCCAUGGGUUAGGCAUUCUAUAUUAUGUACUCGGGCGGAGCCUCUCUUCCUAAUACUUGGUCUUUCGGUUCUAUGUAUGAAUGAAAUUAAGACUUGCCUCUUGAAUCCUAAAAUGGACAAAUGGAGGGGUUUGAAACAUGCCUUAAAAGGAGGGAAACAAGCAAAUGUUGCUUUUAAUUGUUUGUAUGGCUUAUUUGAUCUUCAUAACUUAAAAUGUUUCCCAAAUUUGGUAAUUACCAUGUUUUUCCCAGACAUUAUUUCCAGUUUACUAGAAUCUUAAGUUAUCGUUUCUGAUAA